Molecule: messenger RNA, 2186 nt
Organism: Lingula anatina
Lineage: Eukaryota; Metazoa; Brachiopoda; Lingulata; Lingulida; Lingulidae
Product: alpha-(1,6)-fucosyltransferase
Biological process (GO): protein N-linked glycosylation
Molecular function (GO): alpha-(1->6)-fucosyltransferase activity
Source: RefSeq, a predicted model, not a curated record
AAACGAACUUGUUAAGAGGCACAGAUUAUAAAGACAUUUAUAAAAGAUUCGACGGUGACGAUUAAUUCCUGUCUCGGAAUACAAAGACACUAACAGUGAAUCGGUAUGCAGAGGGUCUUGUUGCGAACUUUGGGCUCGAUUUUACUUGGGUUUGGCUGUGUGUGGUUGCUGCUGAUGGGCUACCUGGCUAUGACGCCGCAAAGGAGAGAUCCUUACCUUGAAAUAUUGCCCCGGGUAGAGGAGGAUUUUUUUGAAGGCAACGUUAACGGAGCGGUGAAUAUUUUGCAUUCCGACGGCAGUCCAAGUGUCCAAUACACCCAAAUGGUACGGGUGAUGAGCAGCAGCGUGGACACUUUACACGAAUACCUGACCGCAAAACUUAACCUCAUAAAUCGAUUAAUAGAAAAGGAUGAAGAUAAGACCUCAAUCCAAGGGCACCUUUAUGACGUAUUACGGGAGGGAAGAGAACAGUUAAGUCACAUGGUGACGGGAAUGAAAAAACUGCAGGAAAGUGAUGGGUUUCACACUUGGCGGCAAAAAACAUCUCGUGAUCUUGGUGCUUUAGUUCAAAGACGACUGCAGUUUUUACAGAACCCAGAAGACUGCGCAAAAGCCAAAAAGAUAGUUUGCACCCUGGAUAAGGAGUGUGGGUUUGGCUGUCAGAUGCACCAUUUGGUUUACUGCUUGGCCACGGCCUACGAGACGGAGAGGACAUUAAUUCUGAACAGCAAGGGGUGGAGAUACGCCAGUGACGGCUGGGAGACAGUGUUCAGGCCGCUCAGCAAUACCUGCACGGAUGAUUCUGGCUCAAGCAGGGCGAAGUGGGGAGGUACCAACCACAGAAAUGACACACAGGUCAUUGACCUACCGAUCCUUGACAUCGUGAAACCGUUACCGCGGUCGUUACCCCUCGCCGUACCGGAAGACAUUUUACGUGAUUUACGUCUUGUGCAUGGUAACCCAGCAGUAUGGUGGGUGGGACAGUUGGCUCGAUAUCUUUUUCGUUUGCAGCCUAAAACCAGAAACUACAUAUCAGGUGCUGCUCGGAAACUGAAUUUCCAUGGUAUUGUUGUAGGUGUCCAUAUCAGAAGGACCGACAAAAUAACUACCAAGGAGGCCACAAGACAUGAAUUAGACGAAUACAUGUCGUUUGUAGAGGACUAUCAGCAGAUGACUCAAUUUUCAAGGCCAGCCCAUCUACCUCGUGUUUACCUCGCAACAGACGACCCUGAUGUGGUAGCAGAAGCCAGAAGAAAAUAUCCUCAGUACAGAUUCUUAAAUGAUCUCUCUACAUCAAAGUCUGCAAGCGAAGAAACGCGAUACAGUGAGGCGUCGCUACUCGGUAUUAUAAUGGACACAUAUUUCUUGUCGCGAACCAACUUUCUGGUUUGCACCUUCUCAUCUCAGGUUUGCAGGCUUGCAUACGAAUUAAUGCAGACACAUCACACUGAUGCCUCCGCCCAGUAUCGGUCGCUGGACGACACAUGGUAUUUUGGAGGCGGAAGUCACCAACUAAGGGAAAUUCUUCUGGCCCAUAUUCCUCUGAAAGACGGGAAUGGUGAAUUAAAGCUUGAGCCAGGCGACUUAGUGUAUUCUGCAAUAGACAAUCACAAUGGUUAUUCAAAUGCUAAAUCUCUAAAGACCGGCGAAAUUGGACUAUUCCCUAGCUACAAAGGAAUAUGGGCUUCUAAAUCAGUAAAACUACCGACAUAUCCAAAUGCAACCUUUGUAGAUCACGCAAAAUUUUCGACUUCAAAUGCUUCAAAUGUAAAAUCAGAAAAAUAGAAAUUAGUGUAUAGUAAUUAUGGUAAAGCAGGCUUUACUGUUUACGUUUAUUUUAUGUGAUACUUUUUUAUCACUUGCAGAGGACAAUAAACUGUUUUGUUUAUCACGUCGUGCAAAAUAUUACAAAUUUGCCCCUUUAAAAGGCUAAUUUGGUCACCUUGACAGGUGUUUACAAAGCCUCUGUUACCGGGCACGAAUAAACAAGAGCACGGUCCGUCGUGAACUUAAGUCCAGUGACAUGAAAUGGGAUUUAAAAAACGAGUGUAUAUUUACAGAUUUCUACCCUUCGUCGACAACUCUGCUGUCAGUUAAAUGCGUCACGACAACAUGCUUCAUGGACAUAAAAGUAGUAAGAUAAUAUAUUUAAAAUGAUUCAUUAUUAAAAUGUACGACAAACUCAU